This is a messenger RNA of Sapajus apella (tufted capuchin), 2236 nucleotides long. RefSeq names its product kynurenine aminotransferase 1 (gene KYAT1). Gene Ontology annotation, cellular component: cytoplasm; mitochondrion. Gene Ontology annotation, molecular function: pyridoxal phosphate binding; L-kynurenine:2-oxoglutarate transaminase activity. The transcript is spliced from 12 exons. Bases 423 to 1793 code for a protein of 456 amino acids. The record is from RefSeq and is a predicted model, not a curated record. NCBI's taxonomy places the organism in Eukaryota, Metazoa, Chordata, Mammalia, Primates, Cebidae. Gene Ontology annotation, biological process: biosynthetic process.
GCCUGCCUCACUCCCAAAAUGCUGGGAUUACAGGCAUAAGCCACUGGGCCUGGCCAUUGCCCUGCUUGAAUUUGUUGGUUGCAUCUCCAUGGUGUUAUUUAACAUGUUCUUCUGUCCCUGUACUUUAGUAAUUCAAUGGUGUGAUCUAAUUAAGGCAGGAAUAAUUUUAUAGCAGGAAUAAUUUCCAGGUGGUGUGUGUGUUUCCAGAGUCAGAACAUGUUUGGUUUAUGCUCUUGGUGAUGUUCUAUAAUGAUACGCUGUCAGUGAUCCUCUCCUGGAUUAUUUUUUUUAUUAGAGGUGAUUUGUGUUUUGAAAGUGUCACAGGUUGCUGGGGUGUAUAUUGUAUAUGAGUAACAGUGUUGUUGCAAGGACGGAGUCGGAUAAUUGUGCAACAAAGCACUGGGUGCUGUUCCUGGCACGCAAUGACCAUAUUGUUGUUGUUGUUAUUGUUAGAGCUGUUGGGGGGGACCCAAGUCCUGAGCCUGGAGGCAUUUUCUGGCCAGGGCUGUCUCCUCCCUUCUCCUCUGCCCCUAGAGGAGAAGUCUGCAGUGCCCCAAGGCUCUGGGAGGCAUGUUCAGAACUGCAGCAGCCAUCUCUGUGCACCUGCUGGGGCCCCUUCAGGGAAGGAAGGCUGGAGCCUCACUCACUCGGUGCUUGCACCAGACUCUCACCAUGGCCAAACAGCUGCAGGCCCGAAGGCUGGACGGGAUCGACCACAACCCCUGGGUUACCCACCACUGACGAAGAUCCUGGCAAGUUUCUUUGGGAAGCUGCUGGGUCAGGAGAUAGACCCGCUCAGGAAUGUGCUGGUAACUGUUGGUGGCUACGGGGCCCUGUUCACAGCCUUCCAGGCGCUGGUGGACGAAGGAGACGAGGUCAUCAUCAUUGAACCCUUUUUUGACUGCUAUGAGCCCAUGACAUUGAUGGCAGGGGGUCGCCCUGUGUUUGUGUCCCUGAAGCCGAGUCCCAGCCAGAAUGGAGAACUGGGUUCCAGCAGCAACUGGCAGCUGGACCCCACAGAGCUGGCCAGCAAAUUCACAUCACGCACCAAAGCCCUGGUCCUCAACACCCCCAACAACCCCGUGGGCAAGGUGUUCUCCAGGGAAGAGCUGGAGCUGGUGGCCAGCCUGUGCCAGCAGCAUGACGUGGUGUGCAUCACUGAUGAAGUCUACCAGUGGCUGGUCUACGAUGGGCACCAGCACAUCAGCAUUGCCAGCCUCCCUCGCAUGUGGGAACGGACCCUGACCAUUGGCAGCGCCGGCAAGACCUUUAGCGCCACUGGCUGGAAGGUGGGCUGGGUCCUGGGUCCAGAUCAUAUCAUGAAGCACCUGCGGACUGUGCACCAGAACUCCAUCUUCCACUGCCCCACACAGAGCCAGGCUGCAGUAGCCGAGAGCUUUGAGCGGGAGCAGCUGCUCUUCGGCCAACCCAGUAGCUACUUCGUGCAGUUCCCGCAGGCCAUGCAGCGCUGCCGUGACCACAUGAUCCGCAGCCUACAGUCGGUGGGGCUGAAGCCCAUCAUCCCCCAGGGCAGCUACUUCCUCGUCACAGACAUCUCAGACUUCAAGAGGAAGAUGCCUGACCUGCCUGGAGCUGCGGAUGAGCCCUAUGACAGCCGCUUCAUCAAGUGGAUGAUCAAGAACAAGGGCUUGGUGGCCAUCCCUGUCUCCAUCUUCUGUAGUGUGCCACAUAAGAAGCACUUUGACCACUAUAUCCGCUUCUGUUUUGUGAAGGACGAAGCCACGCUCCAGGCCAUGGAUGAGAAGCUGCGGAAGUGGAAGGCGGAGCUCUAGCCCUGAAGUCACGCCCUUGGCCCUGACAUCCCCACGUCUCCACAGGGAUGCUCUUUGGAUAUCUGUCUUUGUCCAUGUUUCAUCCAUGUCCAGGUCAGGGAAGACAGUAUUGGGAAACCUCUUUAUGACACAGAAUGUUCUGGGCGGGAGCCGCCUGUCUUCAUCGUAGAGAACCAAGUGCCUCCUGUCUGAGAGGCGAGGGUCGGCCUGACCUGGGCCUCUCCCUGUGCCUUGGGUUUGUAGGGUCUUGGGUUGCUUCUGGUCUCUCAAGGCUUGGCUGAGUCCGGAGGGCAGAGUCCCACAAUGUAUUGAUCACGUCGCAACCCUGCUAACGCUCAGACACAACCUCACCUUUCCUGCCUCAUCUUGGCCUUGGAAGUUGCCUUUAGGUUUGAGUCCUCCUUUUCAUCCAUAAUAAAAUGUUUAAGUUAUUCGAAUCCUUA